UGCUUAACUCCUCCUUAUACGUUCAAAAUAAUCACCACCUUUCUGGGGCUUCUUUUUCAGGAUCCCCUGGAUCCAACGAGAACAGCCAUUGUGAUCAGCUCUUUGGUGGCAGGUGGAGUAGCUGAACGUGGUGGUGAGCUCCUACCUGGUGACCGCUUGGUGUUUGUAAAUGAGAAAUAUUUAGACAGCACAACUUUAACGGAGGCAGUAGAGGUGUUGAAAUCUGUGCCCCCAGGAAGAGUUUCUCUUGGAAUCUGCAAACCGUUGGUGGGAGAAAGCAAAGAGGAGGAGAACGUGCAUAGUAUGGAUACCAGCAACAUGAAAACCAGCCCCGGAUCUCUGGAAUCAAGAGAUAAUACUGAUUUCUCAAUAAUCCUUGAAGCACCACAGGGUUUCAGAGAUGAAACACCUUUUAAAGAAGAAGCUGUUGAUGAACCAAUUUUGGACUUGGGAAGGUCAUUUCAACUUUCUCAAAAUGACAGUGGAUAUGAGAAGGAGUCCUGGGAGAUGCAUGAAUUCUGGAAACCCACAACAGAAGAAGUGGAUGAAGAACGGGAAAUGUUGGUGGAUGAGUAUGAAGAAGAUUUAGACUUCCUGAAAUAUAGCUCAUCAGAUAGACAGAAGGCAUCUUCAGAGAAGAACCUGAAUACAGAAUGGGCAGAGCAACUUCAGACAGCUAAAAUACAAGACUUAAGAUCUAGUGUCAACUUAAGUCCAAAGCAGUCCCUGGAAUAUACAUUCAAUAGGGAGCAGAUGUAUGAAGAAAAUGCUAAUAUAACUUCACAGUCUUCUGGAACCAUGGCACACAGUGACUACCAAAAAAGCCUAUUGGACAGUGGAGCUACUCAGCUAGGAUCAAGAAACAAAAUAGAUUUAGGUUUGUAAGAAGUUU
Molecule: messenger RNA, 892 nt
Organism: Meleagris gallopavo (turkey)
Lineage: Eukaryota; Metazoa; Chordata; Aves; Galliformes; Phasianidae
Source: RefSeq, a predicted model, not a curated record